This is a messenger RNA of Capsella rubella, 670 nucleotides long. RefSeq names its product sex-lethal homolog. Lineage: Eukaryota; Viridiplantae; Streptophyta; Magnoliopsida; Brassicales; Brassicaceae. The transcript is spliced from 4 exons. Gene Ontology annotation, cellular component: catalytic step 2 spliceosome; precatalytic spliceosome; U2 snRNP. Gene Ontology annotation, biological process: mRNA splicing, via spliceosome. The record is from RefSeq and is a predicted model, not a curated record. Gene Ontology annotation, molecular function: RNA binding. The coding region runs from base 41 to 574 and encodes 177 amino acids.
CCUUAAGGUUUUGUCGCCGGUGACUUACUACUCGACGGAGAUGGCACUAUCUCAGUCGAUUUCAUUCCCGACUGUACACAAUCACCAAUUCUUUGGACCAUCUCAAAAUCAGAGAACGUUGACUCUAUCAAUGACGGAAACUCCGAUAUAUCGUUUGGUUUCUUCAUUUCAAACGGCGAGAAGCAAACCCUGUUCUCCUCUACGGACCAUCAGCUGCGUCGCCGGAGCUAAUUCGUAUGAUGAAAUUGGAGAAGUAUCUUCUUCUCUCUCUACUUCGAUCACUUCAAUUUUCGUGAAGGGGAUUCCAGAUUCAGUUAGUGAAGGUCGGUUAAAGAUAGUCUUCUCUGAGUUUGGACAAGUUAGCAAUGUGAAAAUCAUCAUAAACGAAAAGACUCAGCAGUCUCUAGGAUAUGGAUAUGUUUGGUUCAACAGCAAAGAGGAUGCACAGUUGGCUGUGGAAGCUAUGAAUGGAAAGUUCUUUGAUGGCAGGUUCAUUCUUGUUAAAUUUGGUCAGCCUGGAUUGUCCCGUCACCGUAAACCACAUUCCGGUUUCCUUUUUGUAAAUAAAUCAUAAAUCAUCUUAAAUGAGCGAAUGUAAUACUAGUACUAUGUAACUCGGAUUCCAAAGGUCGGAAGUAAAUCAAGUAAUCAAUAUCACAUUGAAUUCAAA